Messenger RNA from Oryza sativa Japonica Group (Japanese rice), 1402 nucleotides. The record is from RefSeq and is a predicted model, not a curated record. Lineage: Eukaryota; Viridiplantae; Streptophyta; Magnoliopsida; Poales; Poaceae.
CAUUUGCCUUUGGACCGAAGGUUUCUUCUCUCCCGUUCCCGUAGCCUCUCUCCAUCUCUCGCUCUCUUUCUCCUCGGUUUAAAGCUUCCUCGAGUCGCCUCCUCCGAAUCCCCACAGCCCAGGCCAAAGGCAGCCUGAGCCAGGGUGGGGAGCUUCCUCUCCUCGUCUUCCUCCUCAUCCUCCUGAUCCCGGAAGGACCCCAGGAUUACAAGUACUUCAUGUCAAUGACCAAUCUAAGGAGGCGACUCCAUCAUGGAGAUGUCGAUGGAAGGAAGAAUGAGCAUGUUGACAUAUCCAGCGUAGAUUCCCUUAAUGAACCUUUACUAGGGAAAUCUAGCUCUGAUACUGGUGGAUCAGAGGUAUAUGAUCCCAGAAGGCAAGACUUAUGGGAUGAUGAUAGAAAGAAGGAACAGCUACACUGGUCAUUUCUUUUCUCAAAUUUGAUUGCGCAAUGGGCACAAUGGUUAGCAAAUAUUAUUGUUGGCUCUGGAUCACUAUUUGGUAGAUUGUUUCCCUUUUCGUUGGACAACCAGAACAGCAGUCCAGUGUAUCUUAGUCCUUUGCAGGAAGAUAGACUGAAUACUUUAAGGUCUAGAUUGCAAAUCCCUUUCGAUGGCUCCCGUGUUGAACACCAAGAUGCUUUGAGACAACUUUGGAGGUUAGCAUACCCCAACCGUGACAUUCCUCCACUGAAAUCAGAACUAUGGAAGGAGAUGGGUUGGCAAGGCACUGAUCCAUCAACUGACUUCAGGGGUGGAGGAUUCAUAUCAUUGGAGAACCUCAUAUUUUUCGCUAGGAACUAUCCUGGUUCCUUUCAGGCGCUUCUGAACAAAGUACAAGGGCAGAGAGCAGACUGGGAGUACCCUUUUGCGGUUGCUGGGAUCAACAUUUCAUUUAUGCUGAUCCAAAUGCUGGAUCUACAGUCAAGUGUUCCAUCUUCAAAGUCAGGAGUUCGUUUUGUUGAACUGCUUGGACGAGAUGAGAAUGCAUUUGAUCACCUCUACUGCAUAGCCUUUCGGCUUCUCGAUGCUCAGUGGCUUGUGAAACGUGCUUCUUACAUGGAGUUCAAUGAGGUAUUGAAAUCUACAAGAACUCAGUUGGAGCGUGAACUAGUACUAGAGGAUGUAUUGGAGGUGAAGGACCUGCCGUCUUACACAAUGCUGGACAAAUAAUCCAAAUAAGUAAGGGACUGUAUGUGGCAUUCAAGUGAAAAAAGUUAUCCGGAUCUGCAACUGAUUUAUGUUGGCGGGGCCUUUUGUUGUCUGACCAUCUGAGUGCAUAUUUAUCUUUUCCUUGUUCAAGAGAAAAAUUCAGGCCUGUGUACAUAGUGUUCAUUUUCUGUAACUUAUGACUCGCCAUUUCAAGGCAAUAAUAAGCAUCAAGUUGAUCACACUAUGUAGUA